CUGAAAAUCACAAGGACAAUGCAGUGAUGUCAAAGGAUAGGCUCCCUCUGAUUGGUUCAUCAAGCAGUAAAACUGCAGAUGGACAAUCAAAGAUGUUUAGAGAGUGAGAAUUUCAAUCCCAGUCUCAUUUAUGGUCUGAAUGAAGCACAGCUAGAUAUCCUGGGACAGCGCAGGUGGAAGGUGCAUCGGACAAUUUGGGGAAAGCUGAAGGAGGAGUGCUGGUGUUCAGGUCCAAGGCUGAAGAGCUACUUCCUGUCUAUUGCACCUCUCUUGUCAUGGCUGCCACAAUACUCGCUCAGGAAAAACGCUAUUGGAGAUCUGAUAUCAGGAAUAAGUGUGGGAAUCAUGCACCUGCCACAAGGGGUGGCUAAUGCUUUGCUGGCUGCAAUUCCUCCAGUGUUUGGUCUAUAUUCGUCCUUCUACCCUAUUCUCAUUUACUUCAUAUUUGGAACAUCUAGACACAUCUCUGUGGGUACUUUUUCUGUCCUUUCCAUCAUGGUCGGUACGGUGACUGGUGAUGUUGUGUUGGCAGGCCAGGCAGUGGAGCAGAGAGUGCUGAGAUUGUGGCUGAAAGUGUUAAGAGUUGCCUGUGCCUUUGACCAUUCUAUUCUGCUUUAUGUGCUGCGUUGUGGAGGGGUGUGUCGGUGGUUGUCUCAGCCAUUGGUCAGUGGAUACACUACAGCAGCUGCUGUCCAUGUGACUGUUUACCAGCUGCCUUUACUGAUGGGCAUCUCCAUAGUCAGACACAGAGGCAUCUUUGCUGUGUUCUGGAUUAUCUUUGCCACUCUGUCAUCAGUGCAGUUUGAUCUGUCCGGUCAGUAUGGAAUACAGAUUGUGCUAAAACUAAUUCUCUCUCUCCUUUUGUCCCCUUUUCUCUCUCUUUGUUUACCUCUAAGUCUCUCACCUCCCUCCCUUCCAUCAUUUUCUGUCUCUCAGGAGCUAUUAUUGACAGCUCUUGCGUUGGCAGUGGUGGGCUAUGGUUUUCAAGCUUCAUUGGGCAUGAUGUUUGCUCAUAAACAUGGGUACCCCUUUCACAGUAACCAGGAGCUGUUGGCUAUGGGUCUGUGCAACUCCAUUGGCGGGAUGUUCCAGUGCUUUCCAGUAAGCGGAUCCAUGUCUCGCAGCACAGUGCAGGAGAGUACAGGCGGACAAACUCGGGUUUCUUCUCUGGUGUCUGCACUGAUAAUUCUUUUGAUCUUGUUGAAGUUUGGCCCCCUUUUUCAGCAGUUACCAAAGACAGUUUUGGCUGUCAUUAUUUUAGUGAAUCUGCAAGGGGUUUUUGCACAAGUCAAAGAUGUGCCUAAACUUUGGAAUACAGACCGCUUGGACCUGGUAGUGUGGGUAGUGACACUGCUCAGUGCCCUGGUGUUUAAACUGGACCUGGGGCUUGGCAGUGCAAUUGUUUUCUCUCUUUUUACCAUCGUGUUCAGGACACAGCAGCCCAGAUCUUCCGUUCUUGGGCAUAUUGCUGGCACAGACUGUUACAGGGAUCUGGACAAAUACUCAAGGGCACAUCAAGUCCCUGGAGUUGACUGUGUUUUCCUGUUGUAAUCCACUUUACUACGCUAAUGCAGACCAGACCUUCACAUCACUCAGACAGGCUGUUAGUAAUGACAUUAAUGAGAAUCCUGAAGUAAGUUCUCCAGACCAGCAGGGGGUUCAGAGUGCGUUAUUCUGGAGCUCAGUGGAGUCACCUUCAUGGACUCGGUGGCCAUGGGCACAUUAAAAUCAGUUAGUGUCACAGAACACACACAUGUACCCACACGUAGAAGUGUUGAUAUUUUACCAGAGAUGAACAGAAAUAGGUUACUUGUUACUGGCUCUCAUUAACUGCUAACCAAUAAAUGGCUUUUUAAAUUCUGCUUGUCACCAUUAUCGUGUUUAAAUGCAAACAUGCAUGUCUUACCACUCUCUCUGGGUCACAGGUACUUCAGGAAUUUGAGAACACGCAGACCUUGUUUUUCUGUGCUGCAUGUCCAGGUUACACGUCUCACACGUACAGCUACAGUCUCAAAUGUAGUGUCAUGAUCUGAGAUGGUUUCCUAUCUCAGAUGAAGAAUCAUGGUUUUGUUCCAGAUUUUCUGUCUCUUUCUUCAUUUUUCCCUUCAGUGCAUCAUGCAAUCCUGCACUACCAGGGGCUACAGAACACAGGCACACAUGUUACAGAGCUGUGACCUUUAAUGACCUCACUUCCUGAACGAUGAACUCGGCAAAUACAUGAACUUGCAAACAUGAAAAAACUAAACCUCACUACUGAGCUUUAGAAGUGACACUUCAAGAUAGAACGGAAAAGGAAUACAAGAACUUCCAAUUUUGAUUUAAUGAUUUGGAUCAACUUUGUGCAUUCAUCUGGAUUUAAGGUGAUGUGU
This is a messenger RNA of Sinocyclocheilus rhinocerous, 2369 nucleotides long. RefSeq names its product solute carrier family 26 member 6-like. The record is from RefSeq and is a predicted model, not a curated record. Lineage: Eukaryota; Metazoa; Chordata; Actinopteri; Cypriniformes; Cyprinidae. Gene Ontology annotation, biological process: sulfate transmembrane transport. Bases 79 to 1551 code for a protein of 490 amino acids. Gene Ontology annotation, cellular component: membrane. The transcript is spliced from 18 exons. Gene Ontology annotation, molecular function: secondary active sulfate transmembrane transporter activity.